AUGAUAGGCUAUAAUAUUCUCCGGAUAAAGCAACAAGUACCACAUACAAAAUCUCUCGAUAUUACAAUAUCAUGUAGCAAUGCUGAUGCUGCUCCAGGGAUAGGAAUUCCCCCUCUGGUGCAGCGCGCUAUUGUAGUUGAGGAAAGACUAUGGAGGAAAUCCCCCUCAUGCAACCAAAAAAACAAUGUGGUGGUUUUGCGAUUGUACCAUGAGAAGAUUUCUUCAAGGUUCCGUGAGACUAGGAAGAAAUCUCCCUCCUGGGUGGGUCAGGUAGGGCAGGCUAAUGGUGGUGGUGGUGGUGGAGGAGGAGGAGAUGGCAGCUCUGGUGACAGCAGUGGAGAAGACCAGAACUCCAGGGGACCUGAUGGUAGACAGCGGAAGGCAGAAUGGCAGGGUCCUGCUGGGAAUGGGCUGAAACUAAAUACAGAAGCAGAGGUGAGGGACAAUAAGAUGUGGAUUGGAGCAGUGGUUAGGGACCACGGGGGUGCCCAAGUUAAACUUGAGUGCAGAACCCGUGACACUUCGCAAGUCACCUAUAUGGUUGAGAGCGUGACAGACUCAACCGGAUCCUACAACAUCUUGGUGCAGGACGACCGUGAGGAUGAGGUAUGUGAGGCAGUGUUAGUAAAGAGUUCAGACCAUGAAUGCAACAUUCCGAGCUCUGGUCGGGACCGUGCCCGUGUCAUUCUUACCCGCAACAAUGGCAUGAACUCGAAUGCUCGUUUCGCCAAUGCCAUGGGAUUCCUCAAGAAUGAGCCUUUGGCUAGCUGCCCUCAAGUCCUCCAGAAAUACCAGGAAACUGAAGAUUGA
This is a messenger RNA of Fraxinus pennsylvanica, 810 nucleotides long. Lineage: Eukaryota; Viridiplantae; Streptophyta; Magnoliopsida; Lamiales; Oleaceae. The record is from the annotation of a GenBank genome assembly.